Paramuricea clavata is the source of this 1519-nucleotide messenger RNA. NCBI's taxonomy places the organism in Eukaryota, Metazoa, Cnidaria, Anthozoa, Malacalcyonacea, Plexauridae. The record is from the annotation of a GenBank genome assembly.
AUGAAACCAAGCAAAGUGCUCGUCGCAAACUCGAAGAAAGACUCCACCGAUCUUCCAGCCAACAUUAAUUUGGCGCGGUGCUCAACCUUCUGGAAAACCCAACGAGUGAUGGCGCAAGUUCAACGGUUUGUCGCCUUGUGUAAAGGUACCGAGUCUCCUAGUGCAGUCAUGACGGUUGAAUCACUGGAAAAGAGCAAAUGUGUUGAUCGACGUUCGAAACUGCUUUUAUUCACGCCGUAUUUAGAUAAGAACAAUGGAAUUCGCGUUGGCGGACGACUAGAUCGAACCAAACUACCCUACAAAGUACGACACCCGAUUAUCUUACCGCAGAAGCAUCGUUUAACUGAGUUGAUUGUCAAUUGUUACCAUCGCCUUGAGAACCAUGGAGGUGUAGAUCAUGUACUUGCUGCCAUCCGCAAUAAAUUCUGGAUAAUCCAUGGACGACAAGAGGUGAAACAGUUCAAACAAAGAUGCGAAAAGUGCUAGCGAGAAGGAGCCAAGGCGGGCCUUCAGCUAUUGAGUGAACUCCCGACCGAAAGAAUGACGCCCAUGAAACCGGCGUUCUACCACGAGUCUGUAGACUACUUUGGCCCAAUUACGGUUCGACUGAUUCGCAACACUACGGCGAAGAGAUACGGCGCUCUAUUCACUUGUAUGACCACUCGAUGCGUCCAUCUCGAAGUUGCAGAAUCUCUAUCAGCACCUGAUUUCCUACAAGCCCUCCAUAAAAUGAUGGCCAGACGCGGGCAGCCACGUUCCAUCUACAGCGACAAUGGUACAAACUUUGUUGGCGCAGAGUGCGAGCUGAAGUCCAUGGUGAAGAAAUUGAAUGAAAGUGAAGAUCUUUAAAACCGCUUGACGAGGAUUGGAGAAGGAAUUUGUUAGAAGUUUCAACCCCCGGCGAGUCCUCACUGGGGAGGAGUUCAUUAAAGUUUGGUAAAGUCCGCCAAAAGAGCCUUGUAUCGUACGAUAAAUCCGAACGAGAAGACGAAGCGAUCCAAUCCGACAGAUUUGCAAUUGUCCGCCUUGUUUGCAGAAGUUGAAAGAUUUGUCAACUCUAGACCAAUUACGUAUGUAAGCAGCGACCUGAAAGAUAUCGAAGCCCUGACACCGUACCAUAUCUGGCUGAAUCGACGUUCACCGGUCAUUCCUCUCGGAGAUCACAGUCGGCCGAAUUUUCAAGAUCGUUUUUGACAGACGCAACAUCUCGCGAAUCUUGUGUGGCAGCAGUGGGUAAAACUAUAUCUACCUGUUGACUCGUAAGAAGUGGAAGACUGAAGAACGAAACUUAUCGGUCAAUGAUGUAGUUAUUGUUUUCGAACCUAAUCUCAAGCCUGGUGAAUGGAAGUUAGGUAGAAUUCUCGAAGUUUUCCCAGGAAACGAUGGGCAUGUGAGAGCUGCAAAGAUCAAGACGAGCCAAGGUGUUUGUACCAGACCGAUCACGAAACUUUGUGUCCUUGAAGAAAGCAAGAAAAUGGAUGAUCGUCGUUCCCAACCGGAUAGAGACGAACGAUGGUGA